AUGGUGUGGACGCUGGUUGGAUGAAGAAAAGGGCUUUUGACAACUCUGAUGCCAUGGAGUUGGUGGCUGUCAGCGGCGUUGCGUUGUCACCAGUUCCCGAGAAGGCAUCGGCAGAAUCGUCGAGGCGAGGCGAUCACGGUAGUAUGAAGGGCCCAGCUUUAUCACAGGAACCCGGGAAGGUUGUGCAUGAUUCCGAACAACCGACGGAAGCCAUGCCGGCCAAGCUACAGGAAUUCUCAUUCGAAGAGGCGGAGAAAUCGCGACCACCGGUAACCUCCCUGGCCAAUCAGCGGUCCGGUUACAUGCCCGCUUCUAGAAUGUACUGGCGACUCCCCUCAUACAGGCAAGCUCCGGGCAAGGAUGAGAACAAGCUGACAUCAGCGAGCUCAUCUAGCAGCAUUCUAUCGUGGCUUUCCGAACUGGAAACUGCGGUGGGGAUGGCUACGUCGACAACAUCCGUCAGCCACGGCGAGCAGGGUGGUAUGUUCCCGCCUGGCAAAACCUUAGGUCUACAACUCCCUCAUAUCCAGGAUCUUGGAAACUCCUGCGAACAACAUGGAACGGUUGGCAACAACCCAGGGAAAUGGGCUACAGUUGCAAACUCGCAAAGAGAAGACCGAGAUCACCACAAGGACUCUUCCUUUAUAACACAUGACAACAGCUACUUGUCCAACACCACGCCGCCGCUCACGCACCCAGCCUUUCAGGGGAAACGUGGCUUCGACCCCUGGAAGAGAAGGAUCGAGUUUAACAGAGCUCACUAUCCCGUCAGUGUGCGGCAAACCAAGUCAGACCUGCGACAGACGGUCCCACAGAUGCAGAAACAAGCGACCACAGGGAAACUGUCCAAGGUGACGUCCGCACCUAUGGUCAUCAAACAGAUGGAACCGCUACCGAGGGACUCAACCGAAAACCUGCCCGUCCCCAACAUCAUUGAGCGUGAUGAGCUCGAGUUCCUAACCCCGGUGGAGACCGCAGAGAGAGAGGAUCGCCAGCGGUACAGGUCCGGCCGCCAAGCCGGGAACACCUCGCCGUGGAUGUGCGAGGACUGCUGUGAGAGGGAGAGAAAGGCGAGGAAGGCCAGCGGGUGUCAGAGUAAACAGCGCGGCGGCAGGUCGUCUCUCCACACGGCCAAGAUCUGGAUCGGCAGGAAGAUGCUGCCUUCAUCAGUUCCACGGUGCACAGUCAUGAAUGUCGUCCCGUUCGAAAACCGAUUACUGAAGAAGUAGUCGGUUUUCACCACAAGGAAUCGAAAGUCAUCACACGUAUAUAUGAAAAGAACCAAAGGUUGAAUAUCGACUUCAUCACAUUUCUAAGUAGGUGAUGAAAUACACGAUGAAAUAAAACAAAAACACAGUAAGUUGCAAUAUGCUCAGUGAGUGAAUCAUUGGAUAGGAAAGAAAAAGGCGAAAAGAUGCCAUGUCUCACAGAUUUUGACAUGUGUUCUCAAAUUCAACAUAUAAGUUCCACUUUGAUACAAUUUUUCUGCAA
Molecule: messenger RNA, 1491 nt
Organism: Branchiostoma belcheri (Belcher's lancelet)
Lineage: Eukaryota; Metazoa; Chordata; Leptocardii; Amphioxiformes; Branchiostomatidae
Exons: 3
Coding region: 21-1229 (402 amino acids)
Source: RefSeq, a predicted model, not a curated record